Tyto alba (common barn owl) is the source of this 1925-nucleotide messenger RNA. RefSeq names its product transmembrane protein 106C (gene TMEM106C). The record is from RefSeq and is a predicted model, not a curated record. The transcript is spliced from 8 exons. Bases 111 to 926 code for a protein of 271 amino acids. Lineage: Eukaryota; Metazoa; Chordata; Aves; Strigiformes; Tytonidae.
GCGAGGGACGGCUCCGCCCACCGCCGCCUCGCGGCGUUGUCAUAGAAACGGCGGCUGCGCAGACGGGGCUGAGGCUGCGGUGGUUAUGUGACUUUUCUACAGCAGCUGCAAUGGGUUCUGUGCUUUCCCUCUCCGUUAAUAACGCUACCUCGAAGCAGAGGAAGAAGGCUGAGGAUGACGAUGACGACUUACUCGAUAGCCGAGACCGUGUGGAAGACAUUGCCAAGUUUCCGUAUGUUGAAUUCACAGGUCAGGACAGCAUCACCUGCCCCACUUGCCAAGGCACUGGCUGCAUUCCCACAGAGCAAGUAAACGAGUUGGUGGCUCUGAUACCCUACAGUGACCAACGGCUUCGUCCUCAGAGAACGAAGCUGUACGUCCUGCUGUCGGUGCUGCUCUGCCUGCUGGUAUCGGGGCUGGUGGUUUUCUUCCUGUUCCCCCACUCCGUCCUGGUGGAUGAUGAUGGUAUUAAAGUGGUUCAGGUUUGGUUCGACAAGAAGAACUCCGUUGUCAUUCUUGCCAUCACGGCCACCUUACGGAUCAGGAACUCCAACUUCUACUCGGUGACAGUGACCAGCCUGACGAGUCAGGUGCAGUACAUGAACACUGUGGUGGGAACCCAGCAGAUCACCAGUGUUUCCCGUAUCCAGCCGCUGAGCGACAAACUGGUGAAUUUCACUGUGAAGGCGGAGCUGGGUGGACCCUUCUCCUAUGUGUAUUUCUUCUGCACAUUUCCCAAGGUCAAAGUACAUAACAUAGUGAUCUUCAUGAGGACAUCGGUGAAGCUCUCGUACAUCGGCCACAUGACACAGAGCGCGCUGGAAACGUACCACUACGUGGAUUGUAGUACCAACUCCACAGCUGCCCAGGACCCGCUGCCUCCGCCGUCCCCUGCGACGCGGGGCAAAGCCAAGAGCAAGCCCUGAGGGCACAGCUGAUGUUUUUCCAUGGGCGGAUGGUUGUGCAGAUGGAUUUCUAGGAGGGACCAGGAACUUUCCGAUGGAAGCAGAGGGAUCGCGAGUGACUUUGGGAGAUAUUUGAAAGCUCUGGGUCCCUUUCACGCUCUUUCACGUGCAGCUGGGCUGCACUGCUGUCCACAAACCCACUCCGGGCGGUGUUCAUGCGCAAGCAAAUGGGCCCCUUCCCAAAGUCAGGGUCCCGCUGUCCCUGCCUUCCUCUUUGGUUCUGAAGAACUAGUUUUUGUUAGGGAAACCGGCCUCUCGAGCUUCAUGUGUUGGUCUGAGGAUCCCAAAGAUUUGGAGUUGACUCUUGCAGCUGUUUUGAAGCUUUAGCACUAUGUCAGGCCCUUUUUGUGUCAAGUAAUUAGUUCUGUGCAAUUAAUUUAUUCCACUUUUGUUUAGUGGCAGCACGUCUGGCUUGUUUCAAAGCAGACCUUGAUUAAAAAGGGAUAGUUCUUGUACGGAACGCACAGCCAAGGCUUCCUCCUCUGUACCUCGCACUAGAAGGAGGCAAAGGAAUUGAAACCUUUGAAAGGCCCUUUCUCUGUUGUGCAGAUUUUGUUUGCUGGCAGCUGAGGCCACCUACAGCAAACCGUUCCCAAAACACCGCGGUCUGAAUGGAGGUGGCCUCGGCAAGUGCAGCACUGCUGGGGACGUGCGAAGGGGCUGUGUGGGUUAGACCUUCCUCCUCCUUCCUCCUCCUCCUCCGCGCACGGCUCUGAACCUUCCUCUCCCCACAUUCAGCAGCUGCAGGCUCUCUGGGGUUUGCAACGGGGGAACUUGCAGCUCGGUGUUGCUUUGUACUCGUGCCCGCCGCAGACGAGCGCGGAUUUAAACUGAUUUUGUGGGAGUUUGGUGUUUCAGAGGCUCCCGGGAGCCGCCCGUUCCCGACGGACGGUAUCAGCUGCCUUCUUAAAUAAAUGUGAAAGCUCAGCCCGCCGCAGUUCUUGCUGCGGAUUUGCACCA